This is a messenger RNA of Talaromyces amestolkiae, 2040 nucleotides long. RefSeq lists its product as uncharacterized. The coding region runs from base 1 to 2040 and encodes 679 amino acids. NCBI's taxonomy places the organism in Eukaryota, Fungi, Ascomycota, Eurotiomycetes, Eurotiales, Trichocomaceae. The transcript is spliced from 4 exons. Gene Ontology annotation, molecular function: hydrolase activity. The record is from RefSeq and is a predicted model, not a curated record.
AUGCAAUUGAUCUUCGCAGCCCGUCGGGGCCGCCGUGUUCUGCAUCAAGUGAACCUCCGACAGACCGCAUCUCUAUCGACUCGUGUGCCAAUCGCCGUCAGCCAUGUCCAACGCGUAUUUCGUGUCGCAGACAUCCGUCCUGCUGUUCAAAGCGUACCCAGCACUCUAAAACAGCUCGGCGCAGCUUUACCAAAGAAUCAAUACUCUACAACUACAACUACAACUACGACCUCAGCCGAUCCCUCGAAACCCAAACGUCGCGGCCGCCCACCCAAAGACGAAAAUGCCAAACCAAAGACAAAGAAGAAAGCCCCCAAGAAGCGCAAGCCCAAGAAGAAGGUCAAGAAAGUGCUCAAGCUCUCUGAAGACGCAUUAGAAAAGAGGCGCAAACAAAGACUGGAGCAAAAGGUCAAGGAUACGAUAAAAACAUUGAUUGCAGAGUCAUUGAAAAAAGAAGAGCCUAAAUUGAGGAGCCCGAUAGCCUGGAAUCUUUUUGUUUCCGAGAAACUCAAGGGUGUUGAAAGAGAGGCCAAGGGCCAAGCUCUCCGUGAUAUAGGUGCUCAAUAUCGCGAGCUUCCUGAAUCUCAGCGAGAGACCCUGACCCAGGAAGCGACCAAAUUGACCAAAGAGAAUGAAAUAAAAAUGAGGGAAUGGGUGCAUUCGUACUCUCCUCUACGAAUUAAACAGGCCAAUGCCGCCCGCAGGUUCCUACCAAAGUACAUGGCCAAGCAUGAGAAAGCUCCGAUCAUCAAACUCAGUGCCAUCCACGACGACCGCCAGGUGAAGCGACCUGUCUCCGCGUUCCUCUGGUUCUUCAAGGAGCGCGUGGCAACUGGAGAGUACCGCGGUCUUCCCGUCACAGAGAUCUCUGAACGUGUCAAGGCUGAGUGGCUCAAUACAUCGGACAGCGAGAAACAGCUCUACUUGAACAAAGCAGAAGAGGACCGACAACGAUACAUUACGGAAUACCGUGACACCUACGGCGAAGAUCCCAUUUUCGUCCAAAAAGACGGUAUUGCCAGACUCUUGAUAUGGAUCACCCGACUAUUACCCUUACACAAGUCGGCUCAAUGGCCUUUGAAACGCAUCAUUGGUGUCGCCUAUCUGAAAAGCCGCAGCUUGCCACUUAGACUUCAAAAUUAUCAAAAUGAAACAACCGGCGAAACAAUUGUGAGAUACUGUGGGAAACACAGCCUACCACAUAUUGGCACAACGCUUCAAUGCGAGGGUAAUACUCCAUCCUUCACUCUGCACGAGAUCGAAGGAAACGCUAUCUAUGAACACUUUUCUGCGGGUCACAGCGGUCCUGUUCUGUUCUAUUUCCAUGGGGGUGGGUAUGUACGCCCAAUCAACGGCAAGGGUCAAUUGCCUUUCGUCUUUGACUGUGCUAGAACGGCCAAUGCGUCAAAGAUAUGGAUUCUAGAAUACACUCUUGCUCCAGACCUUCUAUACCCUGGCCAGUUGGUUCAAGCAGCAACCGCAUUGAGAUACCUUGUCAAUGAGCGAUUGGUCAGCCCCGACCACAUCAUCCUUGGUGGUGAUUCAGCUGGCGGUCACCUCGCUUUGUCUCUGCUUGCACACUUCAAGUCACCGAAGCUGGGAGUACCUUCUGUCAACGACGCUCUUAGAACCCCGGUGCGAGCAGUCUAUCUUUUGAGCCCCUGGGUCACGUUAAAAUGCUCGACAGAAAGCUUUAGACAGCAUUCAAACAAGGAUAUGAUCACUCCCACCCGUGUGCAGGGAUUUAUAAGUGCAUGGAAACCAGUCAUAGAUGACAAGUGGGCAGAGCUCUUACAUGCAGGGACCCCUGAUCUUUGGAGCAAUCUACCCGCGAAAAGAAUACUCGUCACUGCAGGAACAUUCGAAGCUUUUAGAGACGACAUUGUUGCCAUUACACGUACUCUGCAGGCGAACAACAUGGAUGUGAGCUUAUCCCUGGGUGAAAACGAAAUCCAUGUUCAGAGCGCAGUUGAUCUUGCCGUAGGCCUCCCCUUGAGCAGAACCGGCUUGGAUGUGCUGCAAUGGCUUAAAAACAUGUGA